Messenger RNA from Parathielavia appendiculata, 2667 nucleotides. RefSeq lists its product as uncharacterized. Gene Ontology annotation, molecular function: peptide binding; zinc ion binding; metalloaminopeptidase activity. The record is from RefSeq and is a predicted model, not a curated record. Lineage: Eukaryota; Fungi; Ascomycota; Sordariomycetes; Sordariales; Chaetomiaceae. Gene Ontology annotation, biological process: peptide catabolic process; proteolysis. The transcript has 3 exons. Bases 1 to 2667 code for a protein of 888 amino acids. Gene Ontology annotation, cellular component: cytoplasm.
AUGACGGACAGAGACAUCCUCCCGGACAACUUCAAGCCGGUCCACUACGACCUGGCCAUCAAGGAUCUCGACUUUAAGAACUGGUCCUACAAGGGCACCGUCAGGAUCGAUGGCGAGAUCGUCAAAGCGACAAGCGAAGUCGUGCUGAACACCCUAGAGCUCAAGCUGCUGAACUCCAAGAUUGUCGUCAGCCAAGGAAAGAGUGACGGGUCCUGGGAGUCGACGACGUUUGCCGAGGACACCAAAACCCAGCGGUCUACCAUCACCUUCCCUCAGCAGCUUCCCGUGUCCGCCAAUGCCUCGUUGACUAUUGACUUCACCGGAGUGCUCAACCAUGACAUGGCUGGCUUCUACCGAAGUCAGUACAAGCCGGCUGCCCCAGCCGCUGCAAGCGUGCCCCGCGACGAAGAGUUCCACUACAUGCUGAGCACCCAGUUCGAGGCGUGUGAUGCCCGCCGUGCCUUCCCCUGCUUUGAUGAGCCGAACCUCAAGGCGACCUUUGACUUCGCCAUUGAGAUUCCCGACGAUCAGGUGGCCCUCUCCAACAUGCCUGUGAAGGAGACGAAGCCAGUCCAGGGUGGGAAGAAGCUCGUCUCAUUUGAGCGUAGCCCGGUCAUGAGCACGUAUCUGCUUGCAUGGGCGGUUGGUGAUUUCGAGUACGUCGAGGCCUUUACCGGCCGCGAGUACAACGGCAAGAAGCUGCCGGUCCGCGUGUAUACAACCCGCGGCCUGAAGGAGCAAGGGCGCUGGGCGCUGGAACACGCCCCCAAGAUUAUCGACUACUUCUCGGAGCAGUUUGAAAUCGACUACCCACUCCCCAAAAGCGAUAUCCUGGCCGUGCACGAAUUCACGCAUGGUGCCAUGGAGAACUGGGGUCUGGUCACGUACCGCAUGACAGCCAUCCUGUUCGACGAGAAGCUGUCCGAGGCCAGGUUCCGCAACAGAAUCGCCUAUGUUGUCGCGCACGAGCUGGCCCACCAGUGGUUUGGCAACCUCGUCACCAUGGACUGGUGGGACGAGCUGUGGCUCAACGAGGGCUUCGCCACAUGGGCUGGUUGGUUGGCAACCGACCACCUGCACCCGGACUGGGAGGUGUGGCCCCAGUUCAUCAACGAGGGCAUGGACCAGGCUUUCUCUCUUGACAGCGUUCGCUCAUCUCACCCCAUCCAGGUCGAGGUUCGUGACGCUCUCGAUGUCAACCAGAUCUUCGACAAGAUCAGCUACCUGAAGGGUUGCUCCAUGAUCCGCAUGCUUGCCUCCAACCUCGGCAUCAAGACUUUCCUCAAGGGCAUCGCGAUUUACCUGAAGAAGCACGCCUAUGGCAAUGCUAAGACGGAGGCACUGUGGAACGCUCUUAGCGAGGCAUCCGGUGUUGACGUCAACAGCCUGAUGCAGCCAUGGAUCGAAAAGGUCGGGUUCCCCGUGCUGACCGUCACUGAAGGCAAGCAGCAGAUUUCGGUCAAGCAGUCCCGCUUCCUGUCCACUGGUGAUGUCAAGCCUGAGGAUGAUCAAACCAUCUGGUGGGUACCGCUUGCCGUCAAGGGCAAGGUUGGUUCUCAGGGCAUCGAACCGCUCACUCUGACGGCCAAGGAGUCGACCAUUGAUGGCGUCAGUGAGGAGUUUUACCAGCUCAACGCUAACGCCACUGGCUUCUACCGCGUCAACUACCCCGUGUCCAGACUCAAACUCCUCGGUACCCAGCUCCAGCACCUCACCACCGAAGACAAGAUCUUCAUCACCGGAUCCGCUGCUGACCUCGCUUUCUCUGGUUACGCCACAACCGGUGCGCUGCUGUCCUUCAUCCAGGGCCUUAAGAGCGAGACGCACUACCGUGUGCUAAGCCAGGCGCUUGACUCGAUUGCCACGCUCAAAUCCAUCUUUGGCGAUGACGAGCAGGUCAACAAGGGCUUGGAGAAGUUCACCCUUGAGCUGAUCGACAAGGCGCUGAAACAAGUCGGCUGGGAGGGCCCCAAGGACGAGGAUUUCAACACCAGCCUGCUGCGGAAGCGGUUGCUUCUGACUGCCAUUGCGAACUCGCAUGAGGAAGUCGGUUCCAACGCUUUCCAGCGCUGGUCUGCGUACCAAUCCAAGCCUUCCGAGUCUCCCAUCGCCGCCGACCUCCGCGCCCCCGUCUACCGCGCUGCCAUCCUCAAGGAUCCCGCCAACGCCGUCGCCGCCCUCAAGAAGGAGUGGUUUACCACCCCCGCCAUCGACGGCAAGGAGAUCUGCCUGCAGGCGCUCGGCCAUACCCACGACGAGGGUCUCAUCAAGGACGUCCUGCUUCCCUUUCUCUUCAGCACCUCGCCUCCCGCUUCAGCCGCCGACUCGAUCCCGCCCGCCGAUAUGCACAUCCUCGCGGGCGUGCUGGCGGCCAACCGCGUCGGCCGCCCGCUCCUCUGGGCCUACCUGCGGGACAACUGGGCCCAAUUCGAGGCUAAGCUGGGCGGGAACCCCAUUGUGGUCGACCGCAUGGUCAAUGUCAGCUUGCCUAAGUUUACCGAUCUCGAGAGCCUGAGGGAUAUUGAGAGUUUCUUUGCAGGCGUCAGCACCAAGGGCUUUGACCGGACUUUGGAACAGGUCAAGGAUAAGAUUCGGGGGCGGGCGGCGUACAAGAUGAGGGAUUCCUAUGGGGUAAGGGAGUGGCUCGUUGCGAACGGGUAUGCGUAG